UCCUCUCGCCAUGGCACCUGCGGAAACAAUAGAGUCCCGCCCUACCUGUUCUGACCCGGAUAUCGACAAUUCCGAGUGUCCUCAAAUGCAUCCCCAUCCAGCGCAUCGCUGUGACGUCCCACAUGCGCUCGGAUGCCGUUACGUCCGAAACAUCACCAACACGCAUCUUUGCCCGUUCUCCUGCUCCCGUGUGCUUUCGGGGCGUUGUCGAAGCUGGGGUUCUGCGGCGGCGGCGGCGGCUGCGGCGUGGGAGGAGGAGGAGGAGGCGACAUGCAGCGGAACGCGGUGGUCGUGGUGGCGGAUAAAACGAGCCUCAAGAGGCCGUUCAUAUUCGCCUGCGCCGUCAAUGUGGCUCUGUGCUUCUUCAUGCUGACCAUGACGGCGGUGGGACACCGUGACCUCCUGCAAGCGGGCCAGCUGGUGUCCAACGUCUCCGUGGUGAUUCUGUACAUCCUGGAGAUCGCCUGCCUGCUGCUGUCCGUCCUCGGCGUCUUCGGCGCCUGCACGGGGAGGAGGUGGUGUUUGAUUCUGUUUGCAGCCGGGAUGGCGGCCGCCAGCCAAACAAUCAUCGUGAAAACGGCGCUCAGCUACCAGGACAUAUACGAGACAGGGGUGGCAAGAGAGGAGUCCAAAUUGCUGUCCAUGAUGCCCCUGAGUGCCACCAGCAAAGUCAACAGGAGCUUGCUUCACAGUAUUCAAGCACAUUUUAAAUGCUGCGGCCUGGUUGAAGGCUACAAAGACUGGGGCAGCGCCAUCCCUGCUUCUUGCCAUUGUCAGUCGCCAGGGAGAUGCAUACGACUGCGAGGAAGCGCCACUCUGGGGGCUCCAAAGAACCAAUAUGUCUAUCAGGAGGCUUGCCUCCACAUCUACAUCUCAGCAUUGAAGCGAGCGUUCUCAUUGGCCAUGGGAAUUAAAUUUGGAAGUGGAGUGUUUUGGGCAGUGCUUUUGGUGAUGAGCCUGAAGCUGAUGGUGCAGAUGAAGCGCAAACAGGAGUUCAUCGCUCUGCUCCAGUCCAAUCGAUACGUCCCCGGUGCCUUCUAGAGCGACCCCCUCCUUCGAAUUUGCACACGUCAAACACAAUAUGCUGUAUACCGUUCGUAAGCAGGCCAUAAUUGGAAUAUGUAACAGUGAAAAUGCACGGAAACAUGACACGCAACCCACACGCAUUUUGCCUAUAAACGAUGAAUGAUGGUCCCGUUCAAUAUUUUAUCAGGUACAAUUACGAGCUGUAUGUGAUUAUCGAAGCAGGUUAACCAGCAUACUAUCCCAGCAUGCACUGGGGGAAUGAUAUUUCCACACACCUAGAAAGUCAGGUAUGAAUAUAUUAGCGAAAUAUAUGUAACCGACUCUUUAUGUAUGUAGCACAGUCUUUGCAACGUUAUUUAACCAGAUUUUAAUGGCAAAAGAGCGCUGAAGAGAAAUGACUGGGAAUGUUACCGCACAUUGUACAAACCGGACGUUGUAUAAAAGCACAUAUUUAGAGUCGUAACGUUUGAUUUUGCAAUUGCUUCUCAAUGUUGAUUGAAUCCAUUUUCAAUUUGUUUUUAUCAGUGAAAACGCGCGCACUUUGAAACCAAUAAUGUAUAUCGGUAUUAUUCAUGCAUUUUUUUUUGCAU
This is a messenger RNA of Syngnathoides biaculeatus (alligator pipefish), 1616 nucleotides long. Its product is annotated as tetraspanin-8-like. Lineage: Eukaryota; Metazoa; Chordata; Actinopteri; Syngnathiformes; Syngnathidae. The transcript is spliced from 10 exons. The record is from RefSeq and is a predicted model, not a curated record. Gene Ontology annotation, cellular component: membrane. Bases 133 to 1041 code for a protein of 302 amino acids.